UUAACAUUAAAAAUAUUUAAAAAUAUAUUUGUUUAUAAUAUAAUCACACUGAAUGGUGGUUUUAUUGGAAAAAAAUGAAGCGACAUUACAUGAUUAACAAUUGAACAUACAAAAUAAUUAAUGAUGGAUGUUUGUCACGCACCACAAUACUUACCUGACUUAGUGUUGGACAUAAUAUUUUCAAACUUGGAGCUGCCAGACUUGUUAAGCUGCAUGUUGGUCUGUCAAAAUUGGUAUCGUGUAAUUAAUGAUGGUAGAGCAGAACCAUGGAAAUUGAUGUGUCGUCGUAAGAUACCUAAAGAGCUACUGAAGUCUGAACUUUUAUCACAACUCAGCAGCUAUAAAGCUAAGUUACGAGCCUUAUAUCAUUCAUGGAAUCCAGACGAUUGUUCCAUGCAUAUUGUCGUCAAACAAAAUGGUUUUACAUUGCAUCGUAAUCCAGUUGCCCAGAGUACAGAUAUGGCACGAACUAAAAUUGGUUAUAGCAAUGGUAAACAUGCAUGGGAAAUUACAUGGACUGGACCAUUAGGUACAGUUGCAAUGGUUGGUGUGUCAACUAAAGAGGCGCCAGUGCACUGUAGCGGUUACUUACCUCUGUUGGGUAUUGACAAGCAUAGUUGGGGUUGGAAUUUAAUUGAUAAUGUUUUGUUGCAUAAUGGAGUAUCGCAUGGAAGCUACCCAUUGUUAAACAAUGCUCCUAAGUAUCAAAUAGGUGAAAAAUUACAAUUAAUACUAGAUUCUGAAAAUGGUACUUUGCACUUUGAAAAAUGUAAUGAAUUUUUAGGUAUAGCUUUUAAAAAUUUACCUAAUACUAAACUAUAUCCUUCGGUAUCAGCUGUCUAUGGUAACACAGAAAUAUCAGUAGUAUAUAUUGGUAAACCUUUAUGUGGUUAAAUAACCAUUAUUUUUUUUUGGUAAGAAUUCAAUCUCAUAGAAUAUAAUGUACUAUUUAGUAUAAAGUUAAAAUUCCUUUCUUAAUGUUUUUUUCUUAUUGAUUCAAUAAUA
Messenger RNA from Melanaphis sacchari, 1005 nucleotides. Its product is annotated as F-box/SPRY domain-containing protein 1-like. Gene Ontology annotation, biological process: synapse assembly involved in innervation; proteasome-mediated ubiquitin-dependent protein catabolic process. The record is from RefSeq and is a predicted model, not a curated record. The transcript is spliced from 2 exons. Lineage: Eukaryota; Metazoa; Arthropoda; Insecta; Hemiptera; Aphididae. Gene Ontology annotation, cellular component: synapse; SCF ubiquitin ligase complex. Gene Ontology annotation, molecular function: protein binding. Bases 121 to 894 code for a protein of 257 amino acids.